AGUGUCACAGCUGAGAACGCCGAACUCAACUGAGAGCUUGAAGGCAUAAAGUCUAGAAACUGCCUCCAGCUUUGGCGCGAGGGCUGUACAACACCGAGGCAUGUCCGCGACACCGGCCGGGACACCGAGGAGAUCAACGAAUUUCGAGUCGACUAGUCCCCUAACAACUCCCCAGUCGACUCGUACCUCAACUACGACAAAUAUCAUCCAGUCUUCUCCACACUACGCAACCACUCGUCGACACUCUCUCUAUGGAACGGAAGACCGCAUCAUCCUCGACCCUGGCUCUCGCAUCUGGAAGGUAGGCUUUAGUGGCGAAGGCAAGCCACGAGAUAUAUUUCUUGCUGGAUCCGACACUGGCCGACCUCUCUGGACGCUGAAUAGGGCAACUGUUCCCGGCGAGAAAGAGGAAGAAGACAAGUUGCUUGAAGCUAGGCUUCAGAAGUGCCUUAGAGCCGUAUUCCACGACUCUCUCUUAACGGAUCCGAAGUCGCGAAAGGUGAUUAUCGUCGAGCAACCGCUACUGCCAUUGCACAUCAAGGAGGCACUUGCACGCAUCUUAUUCAAUAACUUGCAGGUUCCUUCGAUAUCAUUUGCUUCAAGUCACCUCUUGGCACUGUUAGCAGCGGGACGAACAACAGGACUUGUCCUCGAUUGCGGACACUUGGAGUCUAUUGCUCUCCCAAUAUACUCUUCUAGGCCACUAUUCCCCCAACUGCGGGCAUCGCCUUUGGCCGGCUCACGAUUCUCUUCUCACCUUCGGGCCCUACUCCUGAUGUUCGGGACAUAUCAUCCGCCUCCGGCAAGCUUAACAUCUACCAACUCUACCCCUACAUCCUCGCGCGCUACACGUGUACCCGAAGCACUCCUCACCAAUGCCGUCAUUGAAGACCUAAAGAUCCGCUGUUGUUUUGUGGGCGAAGCUCUGGAGACAGACAUAAGACCGGCCUAUCCAGCAGCGUACGAGUAUGACACACCAUCCGAAAUCACACGCUCGGAUGCGGGUAUGUCUGAAUCCGGCUUCACUAUGGUGUCUGGCAAUGUACCAAGUGAAAGUCAGAGCCAGGGCCAGGCGUCCACCAGCAACGCCCCCGAAUCACAACAAGGCGUGCCACCCUCCUCCGAAUUCUCCGUGGUUUCGCACUCGAACGUACUGUCUAGUCUCGAUCGCCCGAAACCCGGAGAGAGCCAUUUGCAAGCACUCGCGAAUCUUUACCAACGUCAUUCUACCGCCACAGAUCUGCAUAUCCGCAUAGAGCCGCCUCCGUCGCAGCAGCAGGGCACGGGGCGCGGCACACUCGUCAUACCCGGGUGGAUUCGAGAGAGAGCAGCUGAGGUUCUCUUUGAAGGAGGAGACGUGGACGAAAGCAGCGUUGCGGAAGUAAUUCUCGACUCGCUUCUCAAGGUGCCGGUGGAUCUCCGGAAGUCCCUCGCGUCUGCGAUCCUCGUCGCGGGCGGCACCCCCAUGCUCCCAGGGUUCAUCCCACGCCUGCAAGCUGAGCUCCUGCGUACCCUCACACGACAAACCUCGCCGGCGUCGACACCCGGCAGGCGCGGUAAGCCUUACUCAACGGCAUAUGACUGUUACGCCCCACUGCGGCCGCUUGCGACGUACCUUGCGAUCCUCAACAACCCGACGCCGCCGCCACCAGCGUCGUCGCGCGCAGUUGCGAACGCGGGCAAGGCUCCGGCUUUCACCCCGGCCUGCAUGGCAUGGGUCGGCGGCUCUCUUGCCGGGGCACUCAAGACCGGGGGCGCCGAGGUCGUACGCGAGAAGUGGGACGAGGCGGACGCGGCGCAUGUGGAGGACGAUGACGCCAUGGACGUCUCGCCCACCGCCCCGCGUUCUGCCGCACGGAACAUUCUUCCGGACUGGACGCGGAGCCCGCUGCCCGCCGGUGCACCUCCUGCAACCAUCAGACAUGUUGUUGCGCCUGCGUCCCAGCUUCAGCUUCAGCCAGAGCCGGUCAUGCACAUCGACUUUGCGUCCCCUCAAGCUCAGGUGGUCUGAGUCAGGUCUAGUGUGUAUAGUUCGGAUGCCCAAGCAUGUCACGAUACCCGGCAACCUACACAGGAAGCCAGCCGUCUAGUACUAUGCAAGCCAUACUUUUGUAUACGAUUAGGAAAGAGUAAGACGGCGCUGAGGGUCCUAAUAUCCCGGGAGCGAGCGAAGUCUGUAGAGAGCAGCGAAUUGAUAACACAACAUGGUGCGGAAUUCGCAAAGUCAAGAAGCCAAAGAGUCUGCAGCAACAAGCAAUUGAAAAACGAAGCGAAUACAUGGGGCGCUGCGCUGCGUAUUACAGGGUUAGUCAAAACAACAGCAGCCCGUAAAAGGCGCGGCGAGAAAUGCGAAGGUUGUUAAGGGUCGUAAAGGGUCGUAAGGGGAAGAGAACAGCGGGGGUAACACGAAGACGAUAACUCGAAGAAUGAAGUGAGUGUGUGAGAUAGACUGUGCAGUGUCUCUACAACAGCACAUAACGAAGGAGGGUGGGUAUAUGCGCGUCUCGCCAAAAAAGCAAGAAAUGGCGAAAAAAAAAUCAGAACCGGUCGAAGAUAUGAAUAGUAAGCUUGCCCGCGCUGCCGGCGGCAGCCUGCUCCCAGUCCUCGUCAGACGUGAUAAACUGCAGGCGCUGCUGCUGCUGGCGACCGUCGCGUGGGCCAGACGCAGACUGCGAGCGCGGGCGCUCGCCGCUGGCGGCGCCGGCGGGACUGAAGCCGAUCGUGAACGCGUCCGUGAGCCGCACGCCCUCCUGUGCGGCGAACUUGUCGCGCAGGCGUGCGCGUACCUGGGCGAGCGGCAUCGCGUGCGUCGCGCGCAGGAGCACGAUGCUGUCCUGGCGCACGGCCUUGACCGUGAAGUGCUCCGCGCCUGGGGCGUCGCUCAUAACGCUCGCGGUGCUCGUGGGCGAGGCGGGGGUGGCGCCCGCGGACGAGUACGACGCGGAGGACGCGCACGCGGGCGACCACGGCAGGUGGAACUGCCCCGGCGGACGGUGCUGGAAGGGCUUCGGGAAGUGUUCGGGCGUCGAGAUGACGGAGAUGGUCUGCGAGACGCGCGCGCGAUGCGGGGUCUCGGAGCCUGGCCGGAGUGGGUGCUGGGCGGGGUCUGUAAAUGUGUAAAAUUUCGGUCAGGAGUCUGUACCGCCACGUACGACACGAGGGAGUGCGCACCGUAGAAAUAUGAGUCGACGAAGUCCUCGUCCGGGCCGUCCUCGCCCCACUGGCCCUCCUCCUCCGACGGCGGGAACAGCGGCGAGUCGGGCAUCGCGAUGCUGAGCCUGUACUUCUGGCUGCCGUUCGACAACGACCGCAUCGUGUCCAUGCUCGGCGUCCGGAGGGACGGCGACGAGGACGAGGUGGGCGACGACGAGCACAUGUGCGUGUGGUCCGACGAGCUCGAGCCCGUCGACGACGGCGUAGGCGAGCCCGGCCGGUCCUGCACGAGCACGCUCCCGCGCCUCGGGAGCACGGCGUCGACGCUCGCGUCCGUCAUCACCGAGUUCAUCGUCGCGACCGACGCCCGCAUGUGUCGCGCGCCGUCGCCAAGGACGUCGUCCGCGUCGAACCCCGCAUCGUCGAGACCGAACGCGUCGAAGAAGCUCUCCUGCUCCGAGCACGUACUGAAUGUGCUGUACAUCGUGUGCGGCCGGCUGGGGCCCCCGCAGCGUGCCGGCUCGCGCAGGGACGCACGUCGGUGCGGCCCCGUGUCGCUCGUCCCGUCCGCACCGCCGUCGAGCGCGUCCUCCCAGCGGUCUGACACCUCGCUGUCCGUCGGCGACGUCGGGCUCGACGAGUCCAAGGACGGCUCGCUAAGCACACUCGACGGGCGCAGUGCGCAGUGCGGCCACACCAGGCCGUGCCGGAAGCCAGGGUCGGGACACGACAGGUUGCGCGGGCGGCGCGUCGGCGCGGUACACGGGGGCGCGGUGCACGGGGGUGCGGGCAUCGGCGUAUCGGGUACCGGUGCGUCGACGUCGAACUCGGACUCUUCGCGGAGGACCUCGAGCGCGGCGUGCGUCGCCUUGGCCUUGGACUCGGCAGCGGUGGAGAAGACGAGGAAGGAGGACGCGAGCGGGUCGUCGCCGUCGUCGGCACCCCACGGCGCCGCGGGCACGAGCACGCCGUCCUCGGCGACGGUGAAGCUGAUGUGCGACGCUGUGCUGUUCGCUGCGGGCGCGUGAGGCGUCCAGAGCGAGCGCGACGAGAUCGAGGUGGGGACGGAGAGCGUGGAGGAGCGUGCCUUCGCUGCGAUCGAGGCGGGCGAGGGCGGGACGGCGUACGACUUGAGAGGGGAAGGCUUCGGGGCGGAUGCAGCGCGUGGACGUCUUGUGGAGGCCGAGACCGAGGACUGGCCACUAGCGCCCACGGUGCUGACAGAGCCCACAGGCGACGUUGGGCGCGAGUGUCUGUUGAGCGACAGCGACGAUGCUGAGAAGGGACUCGACGGGUAGGAAACGAACUCGGGGUCCGGCCGCGAGAACAUGCUGCUCGCCAGUGACGACACUGACAUGCGGGCCUUGCCCUUGUCCUGCACGGUCAAAGAAGCGACCUUGCGUUCGCGGUCCCUGUCGCGGUUCCAGUAGCCGAAGAAGUCGCGGAUCUCCCUUAUCUCGCGCAUUUCCUUAACGAGCGUCGGCAGCUCAUCGUCAUCCCAGAGCUUCUCGAUCAACGCCUUGAACUCGCGCUGGCGCUGGUCGAUAAAGUCCUUGCUCGCCUUGAAGAACGUCCCCUUCUUCGAGAGUUUCGGUAGGAUACUAUGAAUGUCUUUUGCUAUGUCGUUGGCAUCGGGGCCGGGCGGGAGCGACUCAAACGAGGCGGCCUGAUCCGAGUGGACGUAGAUCCCAUCCUUCUUGACACCCUUUCCCCGCUGCAGGCGUGUACGCUUUUGCUGAGCGAGUAGCCUGUACUCUCCCUCGAGCUGCUCUUGAAACCAUAGGCAGUCUUCCCAGCGACGCCAUAUCUCAUACGGAGAACGGCUUGUGGUGCUACCGCUCGAGCUGGAUGAAGACGACGAAGUGCUCGUCCUCAUAGACAUAGUGUCUCCUAGAGGUACUCCGGCAGCGUUUAUUGGGUAAAUACGCAUGCCAUAGGCAUGUGCGCUGCCUGUUUCGAUUAUUA
This is a messenger RNA of Phanerochaete carnosa HHB-10118-sp, 5118 nucleotides long. RefSeq lists its product as uncharacterized. The record is from RefSeq and is a predicted model, not a curated record. The transcript is spliced from 7 exons. Gene Ontology annotation, biological process: microtubule-based movement. The coding region runs from base 101 to 2011 and encodes 636 amino acids. NCBI's taxonomy places the organism in Eukaryota, Fungi, Basidiomycota, Agaricomycetes, Polyporales, Phanerochaetaceae.